Messenger RNA from Bubalus bubalis (water buffalo), 1494 nucleotides. It is a transcript of the gene EXOSC3, whose product is annotated as exosome component 3. Bases 557 to 1123 code for a protein of 188 amino acids. Gene Ontology annotation, molecular function: RNA binding. NCBI's taxonomy places the organism in Eukaryota, Metazoa, Chordata, Mammalia, Artiodactyla, Bovidae. Gene Ontology annotation, cellular component: cytoplasmic exosome (RNase complex); nuclear exosome (RNase complex). The transcript is spliced from 4 exons. Gene Ontology annotation, biological process: TRAMP-dependent tRNA surveillance pathway; exonucleolytic trimming to generate mature 3'-end of 5.8S rRNA from tricistronic rRNA transcript (SSU-rRNA, 5.8S rRNA, LSU-rRNA); poly(A)-dependent snoRNA 3'-end processing. The record is from RefSeq and is a predicted model, not a curated record.
AUUGUGGACUUGGCAAUGUACCAGACCAACACCCACAUGCGGACACACCUGCCCGAAGUGCCCUUGGUAGACCUCCUCAGCCAGAUUUGGGCCACGUUUCUGACAGAGGCUCCUCUAUUGACGUAAAGAUAAAAGUUUCCUACGCAAAAGAAAAUACUGAAUACUCUUCCUGGUAAAAGAUUAGCGGUCCCUCUGAAGGUAGAGUCAGAAGAGAGAGCCAACUCCCGAAGGCCUGCUCAGUUCCCAAGGUUUCCACGAAACCAAAGGUGGCGGGGUCUCAUAUCCCACUGUGCAUCUCAGACACCGGGAGAGGAGGCUCCGCGACUAACUCAAGCUACGCGUUUCUCCUGCGGACCUGCGAACAGACUGCUGGAUGGGCGGCCAGCUAAAGACAGAAUCAUAGCCAUCAUUAAGGAACCCGCCGACCAGCGCGAUCGGACUUUGGAAAACAGGUUCAAGUCCCACAAGUCUGUGCUGCCGGAAACGGAAAGUCUUGGGAGGGCUGGCGAUUGGUCGCGGAGCCGGAAGCCGGAAACUGUGUAUAGUGACGCCCGUGAUGGCCGAAGCAGCGGGUGUUCCAGCGGAGUCCCUGGCUGGCUGCAGGGCGCGGGCAGCACGGACGGUGCUAGAUCAAGUGGUGCUGCCGGGCGAGGAGCUGCUGCUGCCAGAUCAGGAGGACGGAGACGGCCCAGGAGGUGCAGGGGAGCGACCGCUGCGCCUAAACGCCGCAGCGCGCUCCCGGGGACGCGUGGUGUGCGGCCCAGGCUUGCGGCGCUGCGGAGACCGACUGCUGGUCACCAAGUGCGGCCGGCUCCGUCACAAGGAACCUGGCAGUGGCAGCGGCGGUGGCGUUUACUGGGUGGACUCGCAGCAGAAGCGGUAUGUCCCGGUGAAAGGAGACCAUGUGAUUGGCAUAGUGACAGCUAAGUCUGGAGACAUAUUCAAAGUUGAUGUUGGAGGGAGUGAGCCAGCUUCCCUGUCUUACUUGGCAUUUGAAGGUGCAACUAAAAGAAACAGACCUAAUGUGCAGGCUGUUAGCUCCAGACUGCGAAAUCCUACAAGAAGUGGGAAAACUCUACCCCUUGGAGAUAGUAUUUGGAAUGAAUGGAAGAAUAUGGGUUAAGGCAAAAACCAUUCAGCAGACUCUGAUUUUGGCAAACAUUUUAGAAGCUUGUGAACACAUGACAGCAGAUCAAAGAAAACAAAUCUUCUCCAGAUUGGCAGAGAGCUGAAGGACCUAUGUGGGUUUUUUUAUGGGUCAGCUGAACCAAGAGACUGGGUUUCCUGGGGAAAAGGUUCUCAGGUGAAUUCCACAUUAAAUUUUCAGGAGACAAGAUGUGAAUGUACAUAAUGUCUAUUACAGUCCUAAAUAAAAUAUUUUUAUAAAAAAGUUACUCGUUGCCACCCAAAUUCUUAUGGGUGAGAAAAAUGAAAAAUGAAGCCAUGAUGUAGUUUUUUGUUUUUUUACAAUAAAGUUUACUACAGUUACUGUUA